Molecule: messenger RNA, 750 nt
Organism: Cylindrotheca closterium
Lineage: Eukaryota; Bacillariophyta; Bacillariophyceae; Bacillariales; Bacillariaceae
Source: the annotation of a GenBank genome assembly
AUGCUGGUUCCGACAAAUGGAGUUGCUCGGUACAACGCUGGCCAGCCUCUUCUAUCACCACAUUUCAUCUUCAACAAGCCAUUUGAUACACAGAAUGAUUUUCUGAGGCAUCAUCGUCCAACUUCUUCCGGUACUAGUAACAGACAUCACCACAGACUGAAACCGCUGAGGUUGAAGAAGAACAACAAUAAUGAACCAAAUGACACUGAUAGCGUAACGUCCAUAGUGGAACGUGUCUCGAGCUUACUUGCUGCUCCAACCCCUGGUAUUGUUCCCAAUUUGGCACUCGGAUACCCUUUGCUAUUGGCAACAACAUUCCUAUUUUUUCCAAUACCAAGUGCUGCGCUUUUGCUUGGUUUCUUUACAGUCUUUUCCCUCGCUGGGCGCAAACUAAUACAAGAAGACUAUUUAGAAGAAAAGAAGGAAGAGGCCUUAUUAACUGAUAUUGACAAUGACGACGACUUUUUCGAUAAACCGCGGACCGAUUUACUGGCCUUAGGUUCAGCCAUUCUGUGUACUGCUCUAUUUGACCCUGAUACUGGAAACAACAAUGGACGACUCCUGAGACUGGACGAAUUUCCAUCAACGGGCACAAUACUGGUACUACUUGCAAUAUUCUCGACUAUUCUAGUGCUCGGGGCGAAUAGUGAACAAACAACUGAAACAGUCUCACCACAGCAGAAACUCAUGCAACUUUGGGAUGACCAACUGGCCGAAAACACCGAUGACGAGACGCAAGGGAGGAGUUAA